AGCAUUUGAUGUGCCCUGCCUCUUUUCUCUUUGUGCUGUAAAAAACAGUUCUUGGAAUUGGGUGUUGUUUCUGCUUCUCAAAGCCUCACAGCUGAGCCAGAGUCAUGCUAUCAGGAACAAACAGAUAUCUGCUCAUGCACACAGAGACACAUGCUGCUGCAGAGAUGAGCAUGGGCAAGUUUUCACUUUCCUUUCAGAGGUAACCUUGGACUGGAAAUAGGAGACUUUGAGUCUGGUGUUCAUGGGAUGUCUGUGAAGCUUCAAUUUGGUUGUCCAGCAGAAGGUGGCAUGAUGCAGAGGAGUUGCUCCUUCACUGGAGUCAACACACUGACUGGCAGACAUAGGCUAUCUUCUGCUCGUACUUCUCUGCGCACCAAAGGCCUUGCAGGAAAAUCUACAAGAAUCCCCACUUCUAUUCAGGUGGUUGGCAGUAUUUGGGGACCGCAGCCUGAGCAGGUGGACAGAGUUUUUCAAGCUUUACAGAAAGGACUCAAGGAGUAUCUUGAAGGCCAAAAGACAGAGCUUGAAUACCUCUCAUCUCAGCAGAGAAACACUAUAAGAAAUACAAGACUGGCUUUUUUCUAUGACUUAGAGAAGGAAAUAAGAGCCUUGGAAAGAUACAUACGGAGACUGGAGUUCCAAAUUAGUAAGGUAGAAGGGUUGUAUGAGACAUAUUGUAUCCAGUGGCGAUUAUGUCAAGGAGCUGUUAAUAUGAAGCAAGCAUUUUCACUCUCUCCAUCCACACGGGCAUCGCAAGAGAGUCUACUGCAGCUGAACCGCAAUCACAGACACAGCUUGGAGGAUAUGUGUGCAAUUGAAGGGGAGUUGGAGAUUCUAUUGGGAGAGCUACAAAUAAAAAUGAAAGGUUUGAUAGGCUUUGCUCGUCUCUGCCCAGGGGAUCAGUAUGAGGUGUUAAUCCGGCUGGGACGACAGCGAUGGAGAAUCAGAGGGCGGAUCCAGACUGAUGACAAACAGCUGUGGGAUGAAGAGGAAAUGGUUUUCCUCCCUCAUAUCCAUGAGAGUUUUGAGAUCAAGGUAACAGAGGUGAAGGGGCUGAGCACCAUCUUAGUUGGAAUGGUGACAUGUAAGUGCGCAGACUUCUACAUUCCACAUCGACAAAUGAUGGUUGUUGACAUUACGGAACUGGGAACCAUCAAACUCCAACUGGAGGUAGUCUGGAAUCCUUUUGACACUGGCGUGGUGAAGAAUCUGAAGUCAUCUUCCAGUCGGCAGUCUACCCACAGAAGGAAUAGACCAUCUAUGAUGCGCCAGUUUCAAGAUGGCUCUUUCUCUGUUGGCUCACAUGAAUCCAGGGGUGUGUCUCUGCGUAGCUACCUGUCUGACUCUGCCCAAGUACUCUCUCCAUUUGUCUAUGAAAGGCCCAGUCAUCCUCCAAUCUUGCGUUACCUUUCCAUGGAUUGUCAGUCAGUGGAUCAUGACCUUUUGCAGACACCCAUUGGAGAGUGUUACAGCACUCCUGACAUUCUUCAGCAAAAUAGUGUGGUGGCUACCAACCAAGAAGUGAAACCAGUGAAGUUGAAAGUGGCUACAGAUUAUCUCAUACGACAGGAGGACGUAGGUGUUGAGGAAAAGCCAAAGGCUCUAGUGAUGGGUGUAGGGAAUUCCCAAAGAAGAGCAGUGGCCAUGAAGGUUGGCCUGGUGCAAGCACAGGUUGCUACUAUUUUGCAGGAGAUGAGUUUUGCCAAGGCAGAGAUAAAGCAUCUGAGUCUACAAAUACAGCAGCUUAACCACGUCUUAAAGAGGGACAUCUACAUUCUUCAGACCUCCUCUAGUGAUGAACUGAAUGUAGAGGAAGAGGAAGUGCUGGGCAGUUUUGACUUUCUGUCCAUUGACUUCAACAUGGAUGACAACAACUCCGGCAUAAGUAGCAACAGACUCAUGGACACUAGGUUCAAAGGGAGCACCGUGACAAGCCAGGAGGGGAUGUCAGAAGAUACAGUACUGUUGUCAGAAGAGCAACAUACAGGGCACGUGGCAAAAAGAACAGACAGUGGGGACAGAAGUCCACUUAGCACUGGGGAGUACACUCUGGAUCAAGCCUUGGAGAUCCACCUUAAUAUCUGUUUUGAACUUCUGAGAGCACUGAGGGUAUCUAAUUUGGAGUACAUGCAACAGCAUAUAUUGGAAGAACUAUCACAUCAAAAUGAAGUGCUUGAAAAAAUUACCACUUUUACACAGAGGAAGAUUCAUGAUAUCUCAGCAACAGAUUUGUGGUCUGGGGCACCAAAGCUGAGAAAUGUUAUGAUGAUGUGGGAGGAGUGCUGUGGAUGUGCCCCAGCAUUUUGUUGCACUGCUGACUCAUUUCUCAGGAUGUUACGCAGGCGGUUCAUUCACAAAGUGAAAGCCAAGUUGCCAGGCCAGGCUGAUACAGUCUUUGCUCAGUUGUUGCAGCAGGUCCAGUCCUGUUCUAUGAUGGUCCCACUAGCAGUGUGCACAACAGAUCUAGUGUCUUUGUUUCAGUUACAUGUCUACCUCAGCCGUUGGAAGGUCACAAACUUUGGAGAGCAUAUCUCUCACAUGUCCAGAGAAGUGUAUUUAGCAUCAUGUCUAGAGACUCCUAAGAGGAGGAGGGUUCUCAAGAAGCUGAAAGGAAGGAGGAUUUUGGAACUGCAACCAAUGGGACAAACCCUCCAACUCCUGUCCAAGUUACUUACAGAUGAUAGUCACAAGGUUGCGGUUUCAGCAACCUCCUUCCUCUGUAGAGCUUCAGGCUAUAAGUCCUUCAGGUUAAAGGCCCUGGUUCACUAUACAUGGCUGUUGAAAGACAAUGACAUUCAAGUGCAGCAGCAGGCUUGUCUGGCACUGAAAUGCUUAAAGGCCCUUGAAAGUGCUGAGCAGGUGGCUGAGCUGUGGCACUCCACAGAUGAAGAGUUAAGGAACACAGCCAGAGAGACCAUUCUUUCAUUUGGGAAAAAAGGCCAUGAAGCCCUCAAGAGAAUGGACCAGAUCUGCACUGAGUUACAAGAGGAAAUUUAUAAAAACCUAAAAACAGAAAUCACCAUCUUCUAGUGACUGCAUGAAUUUGGCUAAUUAUUUUGCUGAUGAUCAGGAAACAUCAAGAAGAGUAAGCAAUUAUGAAAAAAAAACAAAUAAAAACAAAAUCAAAUCUGUGAUAAGCAAAUUCAGAUCCUGCCAGAUAUGGUGUCAGGUAAAAAAAAAAAAAAAAAAAAACACUUAAAGGACAUAUACAUUUCAAAGUUAAAAAAAAAACAAAACAAUAAUAAUAAUAAGUAAGAAAGUACUUUUCUACAGCUCCUUUUAUUCAAUAAUGCAUCUCUAAAUGAAUAUAGACAAUAUGCUGAAUGGAGAAAAAAAAAAUCACUGUUUAAAUGCAGCUGUUUAAGCACUCUGCCACUGGUGGUUGUAUUACUACAUACUAUAUAGCCUCUAAUUCAUAUAGACACUGCUGUGGAAUUGCUGUUUUCUAGCAAACUACUUUCUGCUGACAUGCACAGAAAAUCCUAAUAUGUAAUUCAAUUACAGAAUUAAAAAUUCCUGUCAAUCAGUCAUACAGUAUACACUCUAAUCUAGUCCAAAAUUAACAUUUCCUCUUACCAAGUGAGAUAUUACUUUUCUCAAUUCAAAAGAUAAAAUUUCCUCUUCCUUGCAAAAUUCAAUGCAAAAUGGCUGAUACCGAGACCUAUCGGCUAAUAGUCACUGUACAAUCACGCAGUUGAAAAUACAAUGGCAAAACAGUCGACUAUUAGAAGUUUCUUGCUAAAUGCAAGCGAUUCUUAUCAGCCUAAUCGAGAUUGUGAGGAACAUGUUGAGAUCAUGGAGACAUAUGAUCCUAGUCCAGUUUGUGAACCCUUUAGAAUUUUCUACAUAUCUGCAUAAAUAUGACCUGAAACUACAUCAGAUUUUCACACACGUCCUUAUGGUAGACAACAAGAACCCAAUUAAACAAAUGAGACAAAAAUAUUACACUUGGUCAUUUAUUUAUUGAGGAAAAUGAUCCAAUAUUACAUAUCUGUGAGUGGUAAAAGUAUGUGAACCCCUCAGAUUAGCAUUUAAUUUGAAGGUGAAAUUACAGUCACGUGUCUUCAAUCAAUGUGAUGACGAUCAGCCUGUUUUAUUUAAAGAACAGGGAUCUAUCAAAGUCUGAUAUUUUCAUGUUUAUGAAGAGUAUCAUGGCACAAUCAAAAGAGAAUUCUGAAGACCUAGGAAAAAGAGAUCUUGAUGCUCAUCAGGCUUGAAAAGUUUAUAAAACUUUUUUGUAGAGUUUGGACUCCAGUGUCAGACAACAGUUACCGGAAAUGUUUAGUUGCAGUUAUUGCUGUACAAGGAGGUCACACCGGACACUGAAAGCAAAGUUUCACAUACUUUGUUUUUUUCUCCCAUUUUUUGGAAAUAUUGGAUAAUUUUCCUCAAUAAAUGACAAAGUAUAAUAUUUUUGUCUCAUUUGUUUAAUUGGGUUCUUGUUGUCUACUUUUAGGAUUUCUUAGGAAAAUCUGAUGAUGUUUUAGGUCAUAGUUAUGCAGAUAUAUAGAAAAUUGUAAAGGGUUCACAAACUUUCAAGUGACACUGUACGGUAUGUCAUAGAUUUGAGAAAAUGUGCUGCAAGGUAAUGUUCAGGUGCUUCUUUAAAUACAUUUAAAUCUAGCUAAAAGGAAGAUAAAUAAAAUGUUAUUAGCAGUUGUCAAAGCAAUAUUUUUUGUUAGCAGAAAGUUCUCUUGUUCUGGGUUGUUUGUUGUGUUCAUAGGCCUGUUGACUAUUUUAUUUAACUUUAUUUAAAUGUUGACUGUUUGGAAAAAAAAAUUAUUAAAUGCUAAUUUUACUUGAUGCAGUCACUCUUAUAUAGCCCCAAAUCUCAGUAUUUUUUUGUUAGACAGAAGUAAUUAACAUAUGACCGGAAUUACAGUAUAUUGGUAAACUGAAUCGUUUCUGGACACUGUGACCAGCACCAAAAAUUCAGAGUAGAAACUCUGAUACACUGCUACAAACAGAACAGAUGAUUCUUUUUUUUAUUAAUAUUUCUGCAAGCUGCCAACUUCAAUCGUGUCUAUUAAUUUUGAUUAAAAUACAUUUGGAUUAAGUUACAAUUAUAUAAACAUGCAAAAAAUAUAUAUAUAAAUCCUUUGGCUCAAUUUAGAAAAAUGUGUCAAAAGUCAAAAGGGCUUUCAAAAAGUGACAUAAAUAAUCAAGUACAUAAGGAAGCAGAUUUUUGCCUUCAUCUAUGGAGUCAAGGUGUGACAAACAGUGGUUUGAGACCAUAGAUUUCGGUGGAGCAGGACAGCAUAGUCUGAAACAAAAUUAUUUGAAGAGGCUAUCACUCUAGAUGUAUGCUAUUGGCUACUAUCUAGUGAAUUUUUCAAGUAACCCUGUAAUAGACCAUUGAGAGUCGACAACAUACAGCAUACAGUAUAGCAGCUCGAUUUGAGCCGUUUUAGAUGUACAUUUGUGCACAUUUGCUUGAUAUAGUAGGUGUGUGUCCCAUCACAAUGUGCAAGGCAUACACAGAAGAGGUAAUAUAAUUAGCCAGUUAUUUAGUAAAAUUGUGUAAGCCAAACCAAACAAAAAAUUUGUGCUGGAUUUACAAAAGUUUUGGAAACGCUGAUUUUCUUAGUACUUACAUGUGUAGAUUGAUGAAUGCCAUUUACCAGGCACAUGCAUGGAACAGCUAUUUAUAUUUGGCUGUGACACCCACAAAACUUCAUAACAAGUCAAACAAAAAAAUACUUUAUCAGAGGUAGAAAUGUGACAAAUUUUUAUGCCAAUAAAAAUAUAUACAUUAUACAACAGCUGUUGUAUGUCAGUCAGUCUGUGCAUUGCAUGGCAACACGCAAAGCUCUAUCCAGCUGUGGGAGCUAUUUUUGUUGACGGAGCAAAAAUAAACAAACUAUUUGGCCAUAUGGUGCCUGAAAUGUCAGUUACUCUAUAUUAAUUUCUUAUUCAAAGUCAUCAAUAAGGUGAGAACCAGACCUGUUAUCCACCCAAAUAUUCUUAAAUGUAACAGUCGCAUCAUUGAUGUCAUGAUUCGAGUUCCAUGUCUGAGUACACAGUAUGGAGCGAUCACACUAGUCCAACGAACUAGAAUUUGGGGGUCAAAUAUGCUCGGGCACAAUACAGAUCACCUAGUGUGAUUACAUAGUCAGUACACCUACCGCCCCACUCAACAGAGGAUGCCUGCUAUCAUCCACUUUUCUCUGACCCAAUUGGACAAAAGAACAACUAUGUAAGAAUGCUGUUUAUAGACUUCAGUUCAGCAUUUAACACAAUUGUCCCACAACAACUGAUAAAGCUGAGCCUGCUGGGUCUGACCAACUCCCUCUGCAACUGGAUCCUAUACUUUCUGACUGGCAGACCACUGUCCAGCAGGUCAGCAACUCCACCUCCAGCACCAGGUCUGUGUGCUCAGUCCACUGCUGUUUACCCUGAUGACUCAUACUGCAAAAUACAAUGCAAAAUGCAAAAUACUUCAAAUAGUAUUGAGCUGAAUACUUUCUAUAUGUGCUUUCUAUGCAUGCUAACCAUACUAGCUCCAUCCAGCCAACUAGUACUACAGAAGGAACCAGCUCUUUUAGUGAUGAGAGUGCAAUCACCAUAUCUGAGGAUAAGGUUUAGAGGGCUCUGAAGCAUGUGAACAUCAGGAAAGUGGCCAGCCUUGACAGCAUUUCUGGCUAUGUACUAAGAUCCUGUGCUGAUCAGCUUGCAGCUUUAUUCACUUCCAUUUUCAAUGAGUCCCUAGCUAAGUCUGCGGUCCCCACCAACUUUAAAAAAUCUGUUGUCAUUCUUGUGCCAAAGAACAAUAAGCCCUGUUGCCUAAAUGAGUAUCGUCCUGUACACAUCUCUGUGGACCUGACCUGAACGCAUCACACUCCAAGCUCAGGUGAGCAAACCAGAUAAUAGUUGUACCAUCUGAGACUGCUGAGGAAAUUCAGGCUCCUGAAAAUGGGGCUAUAGAAAGUUCACUAACCCUGGUAACUGUCUGUUCAACCUGCUGUAAUCGGGCAAGUGCUUCCGUUGUCUGAUGGGUAAAACUGAGGCUCAGGAGGAGCUUCUUCCCUCAGGCUAUCAGAUUCCUCAACACAGAUAUGUCCACCACAGCGAUCCCUUUAGAAUCCAUAAACAAUCUGCACUCCACUGACACUCCGCACCCAACACUUUGUGUUGUUACUACACGUAACGUACUUGCAUAUUUCUGUACAAAUAUUUCUUAUUAAUUUCUUAUUUUUUAUUUAGUUAUUUAAAUGCACAGUAGAGAGAGUUAUGGUUUGUAUGUUUAAUCAAACCUAAUCUUGAUAGGUGUAGGUCAAAAGGUCAUCACCAAUCAAAUGUAUCUUGACAGGUGAAGGUUAAAGAUAAAUAAUGUUGUAUGUGUUCCUACAUAUAAAUAAGUUCAAUCUGUUGUGUUUCCACACACCUGUUCCUAUAACGCUGAUAAAAAAAUGAUAAAAAAUAAGGUCAUGGGGGUAUGAUUCACGUAUACUUUAAAACCAAAUCUUUUGUGUUCACACACACCUAUUCACAUAAUGCUGAUAAAAAAAAUAAGGUUAUGGGCAAUGAUUCACAUAUACUCUAAAACCGAAUCUGUUGUGUUCCCAGACAUCUGUUCCCAGUGCCGGAGUGGGACUCAUUUUCAGCCCUGGAGUUUCAUGCCUUAGACCGACCCACUUUAGUUCACGACUGAGUAUAUUAAAAUAGUGUAAUUAACACCUCAGUAUAUAAGUCUGCAAUAGUGCACUGUUCUCUACAGCCUGGUAAUUCAUUGUUUUUUUAAAAAAAUAUGAUCAUUUCAAGUUCAGUGCAAAUACAGUAGCCUAAGUGUUGUUUCACAGUGAAGAUUUAUUUAACAACACUAUUCUUUACAACAACACAAUGUAAUGUUUAACAGUAUCAGAAUCUAUUUUCUGUAAAAAAAAAAAAAAAAAAAAAAAAAAAAAUGUGUUAAUAAAUAUGUAAAACCUUGAAAUGAAAAAAUAUCAAAUAAAUACAAAAAAAAUAAAUAAUAACGAAUAAAAUAAAAUAAAAUGUAUUGCACUUUCUAAUGACACCAUCAUCUCUUUUUCCUUUGCAUAAGUUAAGGAAACAGCUGCUUUACAACUUCAACACAAAUAUGAGAACAUUAGUUAAAGGGUAAAUAUCCAACACUAUUCUUUAAAACAUCACAAUGUCCUUUUCUGCAAUAUCUAAAUAUAUAUUCUGUGCAAAAUUUUUCACAGAUAUCCAAUCCUUAAACACAAAUAAAUAAUAAAACAAGUAUUGCACUGUUCUCUGCAAGAAUUCUUUUCACAGUACAACUUUCUAAUGAUGGCUUCAUCAUCAACACCGGCCCUUGCGGCCCAAAAAACAGACCAGACCAGUGACAGUGCUCAGAACAGUCCACUGCUCCCAAUGAGCCAAUCCGGGCCUGUCUGUUUCAGAAAUGCUGAUAAAUGAUUGUCAAUAGUACAUGUAUACUUUGAAACCGAAUCUGGUGUGUUCCCACACACCUGUUCCCAUAACACUGAUUAAAAAAAGGAAGGUCAUGGGCUAAUGAUUCACAUAUACUUUAAAACUGAAUCUGUUGUGUUCCCACACACCUGUUCCCAUAAUGCUGAUAAAUGAUUGUCAAUAGUUCACAUAUACUUUAAAACCGAACCUGUUGUUUCCACACACCUGUUCCUAUAAAGCUGGUAAAGGUGGGCAAUGCAUUAUCGCCCAUUAUUGUUCUCAACACUGGCGCCCCACGGGGUGUGUACUGAGUCUACUUUUUUAUAUUCUCUAUACAAAUGACUGUCAGAGUCCAGUCACCACCAUUCAUUACUUUAAAUAUGCAGAUGAUACUACCAUUCUUGCAUUGCUUAAUAAGGAAAAAAAUUUUUUUUGGACUAUCAACACUCCAAAGCACAUUUUAGUACAUGGUGUGAUGAUAACUUUCUCUAUCUUAAUAUCGCAAAGACUAAGGAACUGUUUUUUAGCUCUUCCAAAACACUGACCCAUCCUUCCAGUAUUACCAAUAAUGGAGGGAUGGUUGAAAGGGUAGAAGGAUUUCAGAUAUCUGGGCAUUACAUUGGAUAAACAUCUCAACUUCAAUCAGCACACUCUAGAUAUUUACAAGUGCUGUCAACAGAGACUUACAGUUAUUCGUAAACUUAAAUAUCUGUCUGUUCAGCCUAGUCUGCUUCUUCUUCUGUAUCAAAGUAUUAUUGAACCGGUUCUUAUGUAUGGUGCCAUUUGUAUUUUCCAUAUGCUAACAGUUACCAAUAAGAACAAACUCUUGAAGAUAACUAAUUUAUAGAGAAAAAUUAUUGGUAUUCCCACCCCCAAUUUAACGACUGUGUCAGUUCAUAUACGCUCUGGAAGGCACAUAAAAUUUUAAAUGAUCCAGACCACCCACGUUAUCAGUAUUUCAACCCACUUCCUUCUGGCCACAGGUAUAGACUAACCAUGUGCAGAAAAGCCAUCUAUGGUAGGAGUUUUGUUCCUAUGUGUAGCCCACUAGAAAAUGUAUAUAAAUAAAUAUUUAAAACCGAAUUUAAAACAAUACAGAUUAAUUAAAAAUAAAGCAGAAUGUAAACCACUAUACUUUCAAAUACGUUAUUUGAAGCAGUUAAAAUGUUUCAUGUAGAUAAUUUCGACCAAUUAACACCAUUCUACACGUAGAUCCCGCCUUGAUUGACAGGUGACAGGGGGAGAGUGUUUUUUUUUUUAAAACUGCGCAGACGCGCACACAGCUAAAGCGAGGCGGGAAAAGGAGACAGAAAAAAUAGAAAAAGUCUAAAUUAUAAUUAUAUAUUAUAAUUAACUGUUGGAAAGAGUGAAAACAAAAGUCGAAACAAUACUACUGCCAGUAGGAGUGCUGAGGAACUUCGGUUUGUAGUUUUAUCCGACGUGAAACUUGAUGCUGUACCUGACUGCUUCGGGCAAGAAGAGGAGUUUGGCGGAUUAACAGUAAUUCCUCAACUAACAGAUACAGACCUAGCCGAAAAGCAAAGAGCCGAUCCAGUGCUGAGAAAAGUAAUCUACCACAUGGAGUUAGGAGAAAAGCCUCCUCCCACAGUGAAAUGUGAGCUUCCUGAUCUUCCUUUCCUCUUACCGGAGUGGACACGCCUAGAGUUGAGGAGUGGAGUCCUCUACAGGAGGCGACAGGACAAAGAAAACUUCACUUAUCAAUUAGUCCUGCCAGAAGAGCUUCGAGCUGUUGUUUUAAAAAGUUUACAUGACGAUCUAGGUCACAUGGGUAUAGAAAGAACCCUUGAUUUAGUAAGGUCCAGAUUUUACUGGCCAAAGAUGGCAGCUGAAGUUGAACGAAAAGUAAAGACAUGCAACUGUUGUGUUCGUCGAAAAGCUUCACCUGAAAAAGCCGCACCAUUGGUAAAUAUCCAAGUCACUAGACCCUUGCAGCUGGUCUCCAUGGACUUCCUCUCUAUAGAGCCUGAUAGAAGCAACACCAAAGACAUUUUAGUGAUAACUGAUCAUUUCAGAAAAUAUGCUGUUGCUGUCCCCACACCGAACCAGAAAGCAAGAACUGUCGCAAAGUGUUUGUGGGAGAAUUUCUUUGUACAUUAUGGAUUUCCUGAAAGGUUUCAUAGUGACCAAGAGCCACAUUUUGAAUCUCGCGCAAUAAAAGAACUCUGUGAUGUCUCAGGCAUUCAGAAGAUACGAACUACACCGUACCACCCAAGGGGAAACCCUGUAGAACGUUUCAAUAGAACCUUGCUUAAUAUGCUCGGUACUUUGGAGGAACAAGACAAAACACACUGGAAAGACUUUGUUAAGCCCCUUGUUCAUGCUUACAAUUGUACAAGGAAUGAGGUCACAGGAUUCACACCGUAUGAGCUAAUGUUCGGCGUCAGCCUAGGUUGCCUGUUGAUAGCAUUCGGCUUACCUGUGAGGGACAAUCCAUCCAAGCCACAUUUCGAGUAUGUACAUAACUUAAAAUCUCACCUGGAGGAGAGCUAUGACAUAGCUUCACGCAGUGCACUUAAGAUUACACAAAAGAACAAGACAGUUUUGUCAAACAUGUUACCAAUUCCAUGCUGGACAUUGGCGAUCGUGUACUGGUAAGGAAUGUUCGCCUACGCGGGAGACAUAAGUUAGCAGACAAGUGGGAGCCUAUGACUUAUGUAGUUGUGAAGAAAGCAGGUGAUCUGUAAGUGUACACUGUUAGACCAGAAAUGAAAGAUGGUCAUCUGCGUAUGUUGCAUAGAGAUCUCUUACUACCUUGUGUAUUCCUACCUGUUCCAGAAGUCAAACAACCAGUCUUGACGAAGACCAUUCCAAAACCUAGGACACGACUGACUACCCAUGAUUUUGAUGAAAAUCCUGAAGAAAUAGACUAUCUAGAUGUUGAUAUCCAAGAUCACUGGUUUGAAAAGUCACCACUUCGGGAAACAAGAGUUUCUACAGUUUAUAAUACCUUUAAUCCAAAGGAAAUUCUGGAUAAUAUAUCUUUGGCUGUGCCUGUCAAAGGUCCAGAUGACAGUUUGUGUGUGGAUGCUCCAGACAAUUUACCUGUACCUGUGCAUCCCAAGGAAAUUCAAGUGGAAUCUAUGGAAAUUGAAAAUGUCCCAGUGAAUGAAAAUUCUGAUGUUCGAGUACCGGCAACUGAGGAGGAGGAUCACAAUGAUGACAAUCCUGUCAGACGGUCUACUCGACGGAGAGAUAAGCCUGAUAGACUUGCCUACUCUCAGUUUGGAAACCCUCUGAUAUCAGUUGUUCAAUCCCUAUUCCAAGGCCUAAACACAGCCAUUGUCAAUUCAUUGGUUGGGGUUGGAAAUUUAAAUAGUUUACCAACGUUAUCAUAUAGUGAACCAAAGGUUGUUACCUGUCAACCAUUAACAACAUGUAACGGAACGUACAUAAAUUCAAGGGGGAAGGGUGUAGCCCACUAGAAAGUGUAUAUAAAUAAAUAUUUAAAACCGAAUUUAAAACAAUAUAGAUUCAUUAAAAAUAAAGCAGAAUGUAAACCACUAUACUUUCAGAUACAUUAUUUGAACCAGUUAAAAUGUUUCAUGUCGAUAAUUUCAACCAAUUAACACCAUUCUACACAUAGAUCCCGCCUUGAUUGACAGGUGACAGCGAGAGUUUUUUUUACUGCGCAGACGCGCACACACAGCCAAAGUGAGGAGAGAAAAGGAGACAGAAAAAAUAGAAAAAGCCUAAAUUAUAAUUAUAUAUUAUAAUUAACUGUUGGAAAGAGUGAAAACAAAAGUCGAAACAAUACUACUGCCAGUUGGAGUGCUGAGGAACUUCGGUUUGUAGUUUUAUCCAACGUGAAACUUGGUGAGUUAAGUUGAGAGUUACUUAGGUUCUGAGUGCUAUGCUAACCUAAUACAGCUAUGACGCAGCAUGUUGCAUUUCUUGGUUAUUUUCUUCUCUUUCAUUUAGCCGUGUAAAUAUUGUCGAUUCGAAUUUAAUUCCCAAAGUGUUUUGAGUGAUAUUACUUCUGAGUUAUUAAAUUGUUAAAUUGCAUUGUAUGAAUGUGAUCAUUUAAAAUAUUUAAACCGUGGUGUGUAAUAUGUAUAGGUUUUGUACAUACAUUUCAUUUUGUUUUAUUCUGACACUAUUUAUACAGGUCAGGUUUUUUUUUAUUCCAUGGGAAGAAGCUUUACAACAAUUUUUCAACAGUUUGAAAUCCCACCAGAACCACUGUGUCUUUAAGGAUGUUUUAUAUUAUUUUAUAUUAUUUUGUUUUUUCUGCAAAGGAUUACAAAUGAAAAUACUCUAGAGGAGUGCCUUCAUUCAGAGUAAAAGAAAUUGCAGAGACAUUGAAAAAGACAUUUUAAUUCUGGAUGUGAUUUUAUUUUAUUUAAGUUUUGUUAUAUUCCGUGUAUGUAUAUAUUUUAUUUUAGGCUUCACUUGGAGGGUGCACCCUAGGGUAUUAUACAUGUAUUGUACAUGUUUAAUUUCUCUCACUCUAAAUUGUAUAUAAAUCAUUCUAUAUUUACCUUAUUAGUUGUACUGUCACUGUUAUUGUUUCAAUCCACUACCUCCUACGUACCCUUUAGUCUUCUGAUAUCUGGUCUACACAUCAUACACACACACACACACACAGAAACACACACACACACACACAUAUAUAUAUAUAUAUAUAUAUAUAUAUAUAUAUAUAUAUAUAUAUAUAUAUAUAUGCUACAUAUGGCUAUACGAGCGUUAAACACAUAACGUAAUCAGUCACUGUGAUGUCAUCUUAUGCUCUGGCAUUUGUUUUAUGAUCAUGUUUUUCUUUUUGUUCCCUUCUCUCCUCUAUGCCUGUGAUUGUUUAUGAUGGUUUAUAUGUAUGGUGUUGUUGUGUUUGUUUUUCUACGCAUCCACGGUAGAUACAAAUUUCCUCCCACCAUCCAUCCAUCCAUCCAUCCAAAUGAUUGUCUAUGGCGCACAUAUACUUUAACUCCGAAUCUAUUUUCCCCCACACCUUUUCCUGUAAAGCUGGUAAAUGAUUGUCAGUAGUACACGUAUACGUUAAAACCGAAUCUGGUGCGUUCCCACACACCUGUUCCCAUAACACUGUUAAAUAAAUAGGUCAUAGGUAAAUGAUUAAUAAUGAUAGUCCUUCACGUAGAUCAAUACAUUCAGGUGCUUUCCCAUAAUUGCAUACAUGCAUAUGCCCUCUCUAUAAAAGGCUAAUACUCCUGGGAGUUUCACAUUUUUGGAAACACAGUAAAAGGAUAGAACUUCGAAGCUCUCCUUCAAAAUUUGUAGACACCAUGGAUUUCUCAGCAGUGUUUUUAGACAACAGCGUUAUGAUUAUUUCUGGAGACAACCUUCCUGAGACGUCCAAGCAUGGCCAUUUGAAUCUGAGAUCAACUAGACGCAAGUCAUAACUUAAAAUUAUGAAUGUCUCAUACUGUAAAGUCUUUAAUUUUUCAUAUGCAUUUAUAUUUUGUUUGUUUCAUAUUCAGAAGUUGACACCGUGACUAUCAGUGGUGGUGGUGGUGGUGGUGGUGAUGAUUCAAGCGCUUCAGGUGAAAUGUAUAUAUUGCAUUCUAUUUUCCCCCAGUGCAAAAAGAUCUCUCACAUUUUCUGUGACUUUAUAGAUACAAGUGAUUUCGAAAAUGGUGGUAAUAUAGAAGAACAUGCGGAAUUAAACUCAGAAGCGGCUGUUCAAAUCAAUCACAAAUUACAGGAGCAACGUAGAAAGAAUUCUUCCAACUAAAAAAAGCUUUAUUGGAAAAUCAUUCAUUGGACAUCUUGAUAAUACAGUUGAAUAUGGUCCAGGUAGGGAAUUUGUCCCUUUACUGUACAACACACUGGAAACCUUGAAUAGAUGCAUCACAGUGAACAUAAAACUGAUAAGAAAAUUGUAUGUUAGAUAUGGCACAGAAAUGACCGAAAUGCAAUUCGGAUACAGAAGCUAAAAAAAUUAGAACCAAAAAUAUUCUGACAUCACCCCAUGAUUUCUAUUAUGAUGGAAACGAGAGUUCUUCAAAUGGUCUGUUACAUCAUGUUCCUUGUACAACUCUGAACCUAUAUUAAACUGAUGCGAUCAACCGGCUGAAUGAAAGUUUAAUUCCAUCACACCAGGUCGUUAGUCAGAGACCUGUCAGAGUCCCAAUUACAAUAUAUCAAAUCAGUGUCUGUUAGAGUUACAAAAUAACCUAAAUGAACAGUCAUUUAGUACAAUUAAACCCUGGUCUAAUCGAAGCAGUCAACCAAUUGAAUGAACAUUUAAGAUCAUCAGACCAGAGCAAUACUCAAAAUGAAAAUCCAAGCCAAAUUUCCAGGCAAAAUGCAUCAAACAAACUUGUGAUGCCAUGUGACAUAUUUUUCUAAUUAAAUCAAUGUUUGUUAGAAAAUAACCUAAAUGAACAAAGACAAUCUAUGCAGAUAAAUCCUUGUUUAAUAGAUGCAGUGAAUCAACUCAAUGAAAGCAUGGCUUUAUCUCCCGAUCACAAUAUAAUCUCAACUCCAGAAAUUGCUCAGGAACAUAGACUGUUAUCUGCUCAUGAUAUGUUAUACAAACUUAUUCAAAGUCUUAUGAGGUUAAAUGACAGUCUAUUAGGGCUGCAUGAUUAUGGCCAAAAUGGUAAUCCCGAUUAUUUUGAUCAAUAUUGAGAUCUCGAUUAUUUAUCACGAUUAUUAAUUGAUUUUAGUGACAACAUAUUUUUAUUGCACUUUCACAUUUAUUAAGUUUGCUCAUGCCACAAUAUAACACACAAGUAGGAAUGAGAGAACUUGAGCUGGUCAAUUAUGACAGAAUUUAGGAACAUACUGUGAGCCAUGACAAAGUAAUUUAUCUUCUGAUAAACUAAAUGUAAUAUUUUCAGUUAAUUUUACAGACUGUAUGCAAAAAAACAACCGUUAACUUGUAAACAAAUACAAUAAACAUCAAUGUUCAGUGUUUGAAGUCUCCUACUCUUAAAUAUAUUUAAAGCUGCACUAUUAGACAUUUUCCACUGUCAUGGUUCUGGGCUGGGAUCAAUUCUCGAACCUCUCUGUGUAUAUUGUGUAUAUAUCUGAAUAAUCUCAUAAAGGAUGUAAUUGGGUGAGUUAAUUUAUCCGUCAGAUGCAAAGCGCUUUAGUUUUAUGGUUUUCAUUUCUGAUGCACCGAUCAGGAUUUUUACAGCCGAUGUGAUCCAGAUACCAAUCUUUUUUUAAUUUAAACUUUAAUCAGCAGGUCUGUCAUAAACAGUUAAAUGUAAGCUCUCUGCUCAUGGUCACUGUUAAUUGAAUUAAAAUAAUAGCAAUGAGAAAUACUAUUGGUUAAUUGAUAAAUAAACAAGCAUAAAAUAUUUAUUUUUAAAUAUCUUAAAAACAAUAGAGAGUCCUAAUUAAAAGUAGACUAUAACAAAAUGAUCCACAUUAGUAAAAAGGCUAAUAGCUUUCUAUGGAAAUAGCGAACUAAGAUUAAUGUCAGAUUGAUAUUAAAUGCAACCCAUAGUAAUUAAACAUUAUUUAAUUUCUCAUUUAUAUUUUAUGAAAUUAUAAUAUCUAUCUUUUAUAUUAAAUGAUUUAUUUAUAACUAAGCACAUUUUCUGUCUUUACAUUUGUCUAUCAGUUUUAGAUGGUUUCUCCAGUACAGUGUCCAUGUCUGCUGAUAAUAUUGUGUUUUUGGGGAGAUAAAUCAAAACAUGGAAACAGGAGUUGACUUUUCUAGUGAUAUCUGGCAACUGUGAGUUUAAAUGUAGUGAAUUAGAGUUAAUGAAGGAAAGUGGCAGUGUACUGUAUGUUUACAGACCGAACAGUUGCUACUGUUGAUUAUGAUUGGUGAGGAAUUUUUUAAUAAAGAAGUUUGAAUUAAACCCACCUUGUAGCGUUAGCAUUAUUAUUAAUUUACUCCACCCGAAGCCGCUGUGUCUACACGAGCAGGUGAAAGUUCAGGUCAUUUUGCGGGAUCAAUAAAAGAUGGAAGUUGAAGCAGAUAAUGUACAGAGAUAAUUGUCAUCAUAAUGGCUUCUCUGCAGUAUUUCCACACUUGUUCGGUUGAUUGAGGAGAUGAAAAGCGGUGUGAAAGUAACUGUUGCGCGGUGAAGAUGCAUUUUGUACUUCCUGUAGUUUUUAUUCUGAUUGUAUUAUACAACUCUGAACAGGUCACUCGCACCGGUGCGAAUAAAUAUUUAUUUACAGUCGCACAAAAUACUUUUCAGUCACAAAUGCGAGUGAACUGGUCGCACUGUAGAGCCCUGAGUUUUCUGAGAAGUUUUUUCCCGUUUAAUGUCCCCGACAACCUCUGUAAUUUCCCCUCACCCAAAGCGCUGGAGCUCGAAGCGAAGCCAGCAGCACGAGGGCUAAAAUCCUAACUUCGUUUCGGGGUUUUGGCACUACAAAAUUAUGUCAUCCCUGCGCCGCUCUGUGAUUGGCUGUGUGUAGGAAGCGCUUGAUUUGAGUGGAGAAAACAGCGGAGUUUUCUAUGAGCGGAGGACGAAUUUUAAAUGUCAAUAUCGAAGUCGAUCAUGCUCAUUUAAUCGUGGGCAGUCGUAAUCGCGAUCGAUAUUCCAAUAAUUGUGCAGCCCUACAGUCUGGUGAACUUAAUCGAAUCCCCUGCCAAUAUUCCACAAACUGCCCAAAAAUAGGUGUGCCAAGCUUGAAGCAUCAUACUUAAAAAGACUUGAGGCUGUAAUUGGUGCCAAAGGUGCUUCAACAAAGUAUUGAGCAAAGGCUGUGAACACUUAUGUACAUGUUCUUUUUUUGUUUUUUAUUUUUAAUAAAUUUGCAAAGAUUUCAAACAAACUUGUUUCACAUUGUCAUUAUGGGGUAUUGUUUGUAGAAUUUUGAGGAAAAUAAUUAAUUUAAUCCAUUUUGGAAUAAGGCUGUAACAUAACAAAAUGUGGGAAAAGUGAAGCGCUGUGAAUGCUUUCCGGAUGCCCUGUAAAUCGCUAGACAAAUACAACAUGAUAUGGGAUUAUCCUACGCACAGCAGUCAGCUUCACUGAUAUAUCAAGAUUUGAGAGACAUUUGAACUGUAAAAUCAUAAUCGUAUACUGUUCUGCCAAGAAAGCCGGAUACUCUUUUUUUUUCAAACUAGCAAGACUCCCCAUGAGAAAACUAUUUACUUGUUUUUGCAUGACACACACUAUUAUGGGGUUAAAAGUAUCACAGGUCUUGUAGGAUCGAGUCAUGUUUGCCAUUUCUGUCACUCAGGGUUUGACGCAUUAUGGAAACAUAAAUGCGAUUAUAUCUGCAACGUUUGUUGCAAUCUCGAUUGUUACAAAUACCCUAAAAAUGUAACUAAAUGUCCAGAGUGUUGGAGAUUAUGUACAUCACAAUACUGUUUUAAAAAGCAUAAAGUAAAGCUUCAAUCAAACAAAGGCGAAUAUUCUAUGUGUAAAACAGUUUUCUUCUGCGUUAAAGAAAGUGCUCUGAUUCCAAAUGCAAACGCUGUGGGCAAAAAGUCGAUGUGGAUAUUGAGCAUAGAUGUUUUAUACAGCUGGCUAGGAAAGAAUGUGCAAAUGAGAAUUACGUGUUUUAUGAUUUCGAGACUAGACAGGAAACAAGAACUCAUAUCUAAUUUCUUAUGCUGUAUUGAUUUUGAGGAGUGGGUGGCUGAAGGGGAUGGAUGCGUUAAUGCCUUCUUUAAGAAAUUACAUUGUAAUAGAUACAAUGGUUUUACAUUAAUCACACAUAAUGCUAGAGGGUUCGAUUCAUACCUUUUGUUAAAUCAUUUAGUGAAAGAAGGAAUCACACUCAAAAUCAUAGCGCAAGGCGCUAAAACUUUGUGUUUCAUCAUUUCUGUAUUUAGCCAGUCCUACAUUGAUAGGCUAUCAUUCUUACCCAUGAUGCUGAGCAGCAUCCUGAAAGCCAUGGGAUUUUUGGAAAGUAAGGUUGGCCUAUUGGCCCAUUUCUGGAACACCAUAGAAAAUUGGGAUUAUGUAGGACUGUAUAACAAUCGCAUCUGUGUGCAUGAAAAUCUUCAGAACCAAGUUCCUUUCUAAAGACAUGUUAGCUAUUCCACUGCUUGAUAAUUACAUCAGCAGACAGAAAUCUUUCUCAUCACCUUCCAUACAAUGGAUCAAAUACAUUUCUUCCACACAAAACUAACCCAUUCGACAUGCGUUGAACGAAGGUGAAGCCAGGUUUGGUAACUAUUUUGUAGAUGCUUACUGUGAAGAUGGAUAAAUACAUAGGCAUUUGAUUUGAUUUAUUAGACAAAAAAAGUAUUAAAAUACACUCAUUUGUCAAUGAUAGCGCAAUAGAGUUAAAAACUUGUUUCCAUUGCGGUCCUUGAUGUAAAGAACAUCCUUCAUUCCUAGUGACAGGUUACUUGGGCAUUACUUAGUAAAAUAUAAAAUUACAAUAAGUUUCCACAUUUGCAAAAUUUACAAUCACAAUUUAACACCCACACAACACACAUUACAAAUUCAUCAGUAAACCAACUUAUCUAAUAACCAACUUUUGACCUUUGAACUAAAACCAACCCAGCUAAGCUACCUCUUAGCUCAUUCAAAGCUACCUUUGGAGAUGUCCAUUAAAAAAAUCAAUGGAGAAAAUAAAAAAUUUGCAAGAUACUCACAAUUUGCAAGUCACAGUGAUGUGGGAACAUGAGUGGACUGAAAUGAAGAAAAGUGACAACCGCAUGAUAAACUUUCUAAAAGACUUUCCUGAGCAUUUAAACCGGCAAGAUGCUAUUUACGGCGGUCAAACAAAUGCAUUAUAUGUGCACUAUGUAGCUCAACCUGGGGAGCAAAUUGAUUUCGAUUCUUCCAUGUUGUGUAAAAAGCUCCUCUUUCCUCUACGUGCGCCAAGCAACAAAAACAAUGUGACCAUACCAGAACAUGGGCUUCUGUCGAAAUUGAGAAAUCUGUUGAAAAAGGUUAUACAAUUCUAAAAAUUUGAAGUGUGGCAUUUUCCUAAAAGGUCUAAGUUUUUUGGUUUUUUUUUUUUUUUUUUUUUUUUUUUUUUUUUUUUUUUUAAACAAAUGUAUUAAAAUGUUCCUCAAGACCAAACAGGACAGUUCAGGAUAUUCCUCCUGUGUUGUUGAUGAAGCCACUAAAUGUGAUUACAUUCACAAGUAUAAGGAGAAUGAAGGGAUCAAGUUGGAUCCAAACUGUAUUACCCUUAAUUCUGCCAAAAGAUCCGUGGCUAAACUUGCACUAAAUUCGUUGUGGGGUAAGAUGUGUCAAAGACCAAACUGAUCAAACAGGAUCUUUAUUUGGGAUCUUACUGUGUUUCUACAGUUUAUGUUCUCUGAUAUUUAUAAUGUGAGCCAGUUCUUUUUUUGACUGAUAAGAUUGCAUUGGUGCAGUGGCAGUACGCAAACAAGAGACUGAUUAAACUGGUGAAUGCUAAUGUAUUCAUCUGCAUUUUCAGUAUAGCAUAUGCUAGACUUGAACUGUACAAUUUGAUGGAUCGACUGAAUUAGCGUUGUUCAUACACCAACACAGACAACAUCAUUAAGGAAGGAAGGUGACUAGAUGCCACCCUUAAGUGAUUACUUGUGUGGUCUUACCAGUGAACUACAAGAUGAUCAAAUCGCAGAAUUUGUAAGUGCAGCACUUAAAACCUUCAGUUACAAAACUGUAAAAGGAAAAACAAAGCUAAAUUUAAAGCUAUUACUUUAAAUUUGAAUUUGUCAAUUUGAAAUCACUGACAGCCCCGGUGGACGAGCAAGUAAAAAAUCAGGAUCAAAACAGUCAGCUCAUAACCUCACAUAACCAAAUCGUGAGAGAUAAAAGGGCUUUUCUUUUGAGAAACACAGUUAAAAAGGUUCAGGAUUGUGUACAAUAAGCAUGUUUUAUUACCUGAUUUCACAGCUCUCAGAUAUUAAGACUAUUCAUGUAUGUAUGUAUGUAUGUAUGUAUGUAUGUUGUUUCUUUUGUUUCUGUUGAUGUGUUUUGUAAUGGAAAAUAUGAACGUGCCAGCUUUUGACGCUAGGAUGCAACUACCCUUUUCAUGUAUUGUAUGUGGACUGAUUAAUAGUGGAAAAUCGUGUUUUAUCAAAAUGAUGUUGGAAAACUGUAGAGACAAUGUCAGUAGUUACAGAAAACAUUGUCUAUUGUUAUACGUGUUGGCAACCUCUGUACGAUGAAUCGAUGACCAGAAUAAAUAUACAUUUUCUUCAAGGAA
This is a messenger RNA of Ictalurus punctatus (channel catfish), 20448 nucleotides long. It is a transcript of the gene ripor3, whose product is annotated as RIPOR family member 3. Bases 247 to 3030 code for a protein of 927 amino acids. The record is from RefSeq and is a predicted model, not a curated record. NCBI's taxonomy places the organism in Eukaryota, Metazoa, Chordata, Actinopteri, Siluriformes, Ictaluridae. The transcript has 25 exons.